ACCGAUACUCUGCCUAUUCACGUACGUAAGCCAACGUUGCUUACACUGACAUGUGUGUCUAAGCCGGUGAAGUGAUUUCUGCAUGUCAUUGGCUUCGGGGAGUGCAUUUUUUUGUGUGAGGAUGGGGCUGCAUCAUUGAUAAGCUAAUCUGGUGAUAGGUGCAGAGUUAAUCCUCUAGCAGUUCUCCAUACCCGUGGAUGUUCAAUCUUAGCUUAGUCUGUGUGGUAAUAUGUCCACUUGUUUUAUCCAAAUCUGCAUGUACAACCGUUGAAUUGUACACGUACAAUGUACAUGUACAUGUAUGCAGCUGUAUACCGGUGUGUACAUGUACAGGAUAAACAGAGAGAUGAGGUGAAAUUGUUUGUUGCUAGUACUGUUCGUCAUGAGAAAUUCGUCUUGCCUGGAGGUGCAAAGAUGUACUCUAUUUGUGUACACCAGCUAUGAAAAAUGUUGACUGAGAUCAUGUACAGGUGCCUGGAUAUGUUCAUGUAUGUUGUCUAGUCCGUUGUGCUUCGAUUCAACUGCAUCAGUUAACCAUUGCUCUCUGUGAUCGGAAUAAUGUGAAUAUCACCACCGUUUGUAAAGAUCACCGGUGAUGAGUGACUGUGACAGGUAACGUUUUCUGGGACAUCAUCUUUAUAGUCAAGGAAGCCAUUGUUUUGGUUUGGAUCUGUGGUGACCAUGGGGAAACCACCUAAAAACCCUGCCAUGGUUCGACAGUCCAGGUCCAGCAAGAAUCAGACCCAGAACAUGAAGGCAGAUCCAGAGCAGCUCUUUGCCAAGUUGGAGCGCAUCGGCAAGGGUUCCUUUGGCGAGGUCUUCAAGGGUAUCGAUAACCGGACCAAACGCAUCGUGGCUAUCAAGAUCAUCGACUUGGAGGAAGCCGAAGAUGAGAUUGAGGACAUUCAACAAGAGAUCACGGUGCUGAGUCAAUGCGAGUCACCCUUCAUUACCAAGUACCAUGGAUCCUACCUCAAGGGUAGCAAGCUAUGGAUUAUUAUGGAAUACCUUGGAGGCGGAUCAGCCUUGGAUCUUCUGAAACCUGGCAAGAUAGACGAAGUCUUCAUUGCAACAAUACUUCGAGAAAUCCUGCUUGGUCUCCAAUACCUCCACUCGGAAAGAAUGCUGCAUAGAGAUAUCAAAGCCGCAAAUGUUUUACUGUCGGAAAAUGGUGAUGUCAAGCUGGCAGAUUUUGGUGUCGCAGGACAACUCACAGACACUCAGAUGAAGAGAAACACCUUUGUCGGCACACCAUUUUGGAUGGCACCCGAAGUUAUCAAGCAGUCAGCUUAUGAUGCAAAGGCUGAUAUUUGGUCGUUGGGCAUCACAGCCAUCGAGCUGGCCAAAGGGGAACCUCCUCAUUCUGACCUGCACCCCAUGAGAGUUCUCUUCCUCAUCCCCAAGAGUAACCCGCCCACAUUGGAAGGCAACUACAGCAAGGCUUUCAAGGAGUUUGUGGACGCCUGUCUCAACAAAGACCCUGCUUUCAGACCGACGGCAAAGGAGCUUCUCAAGUACAAGUUUCUCAAGAAUGCCAAGAAGACGUCACACCUCACUGAGCUCAUAGAUCGGUACAAGAGGUGGAAGGCUGAAGGCAAUGAGUCUGAUUCUGACUCAGAUUCCGAGCAUGACCAUGGCGAGGAGAGAUUAGUCAUGCAAAAUGAUGACGAUGACGGCUGGAGGUUUGACACCGUCCGAGGGAAUCCCGGUGCCCCGCCGGUCAGCAACGACGUCCAUGUGGAGGAUCGCGAGGUACCCAUCCAGCGACAACCCAAGUCGGAGUCGAUCCACUCCAUUUUGGAACCUGUACUCAAAAAUCUGAAGAGAAAAUAUGACGGUACUACGUCCAUAGACCAAUUGGUAAAUGCCUUUGAUUUAUCCGAGGAGUCCUUUCCUGGCAUCUGUGACCGGUUAGUCCAAAAGGUUGUCACCAGAGUAAGAGAAAACAGUUCCUUAUCCUCAGCUUCAAAAUCCAAGUAACAAAAGUACUGCUACUUUGACACACCUAACCCUGGCAAGUACCAAAUGACUGUUGGACAAUUUUGAGAGAGGUGGCUCUCCAUACAUAUCAGCAGGAGGUACUGUGUUAAUGUAUACGAGUGUGUUAGGUGCAGAGCACCUGGCUGUACUUAUCUUUGGGCCUUGACAGAAACCUAUGAAUGGCAUUGAAUGAAGAGUUGCCAACAAUUUACGGUGUUAUGGAUGUGCACCGCACCGACAGUUAUGUAAUGGGGCAAAACUGCACAGCGCAUCCCCAGACUUGAAAAGGAAAUAGAUCUUGAGAGGUCUGUUGAGUUGAUAAACGUGAUGCCUUUCAGCAAAUGUGCCUCCUGGAAAUCCAUCCACAUGAAGAAUCUCCAUUGGUCGGACGGGCGUUCCUUUGAAGCAAGAUGUCAACACAGCUUUCUGCUGAGUUCAGUGUCUGCUUCUACAAUACUUCUAUGAUUUCUCUUGAGGAUGUCUGCUACUACAACAGCAUGAAGCACACCUCCAUCCCACACCUCGCUGAAUAAUGCACAUGUUAUGUUUGUUGCACCUUGGAAGGAGAUUUUCAUGGUCGCAUAACACAGAGAAACCAACAGAGGGCGCCAUCUUCCAUGCACCAUAACGACCAUUUCUGUUGCAUUAUACAUUGUCCAUGGCCGACUGUGAUCACCACGCUACAAACCUAAGGGGAAGUUGAAUACCGAGUGACCACCGUGGGAAGGCCAUGUGACCACCACAUGAGCACCAUGUGCCCAUUCAGGGCACAGCAGCAACAUUGUUAGAUGCAAAGAUUUGAGCACUUGGGUAUCUUCAAUACUGCUCUUUGAAGUCUCUACACUUACAUGUAGGCUGCAGUGCAUUUAAGCCCUUUUUUGUACACAUUUUACUGAAAAGUGCUGGUGCACACCAUUGACGUAUACCGGUACUUGAGUUUUAUGUGCAGUUCAGUUGCUGCCUGGAGCUAGUACCGCAGUCAUCUUUGUCUACUUUCAAUUCGUGAUUGAGCCACAGGCAGUUAGUUUGGGAUGUAAUGCUAUGGCUUCUGCUGGCAUCAUGAUCUCAUAUCUUUGUACAUGCAGCCAUAGCCACAGCCUUGAAAUGUUACACCUUGGCCACACGAUCCACUGUAGUUUCGCACCUGUUGAAAAUACACUGGUUCCUUUAAUGCGACUUGCACUUUGUUAGUGCAUCAUAUGCAUUCAGGGAACCAUGCCAAAGAUGACUGCUGUGUAACUAGACUUUAUGUGUUAUUUAAGUUACAUUUGUAGGGUGUUGUACAUUUUUUUCUCUGGAGAGUACACAAAAAUUUGUAAUAAGUCCAUGUGUGCUGUAUGUUAGUUACGAAGCACAUGAAUGUAAGAACUCUAACAUAAUAUUGUAGAAGGUAUGUUUUGUUUUAUCUUAUGUCUAUCGGUAAGUUACUCAAGGAGAGGGCGUGUGUUUAGAAAAUGUUUUACUUGUUUCCGCCUUUGAAAAUAAACUUUCAUUCAACCUUGAGGAUAACUAUUUUGUCGGGUUGUGUUUGCAAGCACAUACAUGCAUUGCAAAUAAUAAAUGUAACACUAGAUCAAAGGAUUGUGAGAUUUCUUUUUAUUCAGUGUAAAGAGAUUAUACUCAGAGGAGACAGAUAUUUGUAUAUGUAUUUAUUAUUUUUAACCACAGUCAACAUGUUUCAGUGUGCGCAUGUGAAACUCUCAACCCAAGAUACAUAUCAGUAUGGUUUGAAGUUUAUGUAUUUGUAUCCAUGAGAAAAUGCUAUGCUAUAAAAACAAGUUAUGUUUACAGUGACUUGAAAAAAAUAGCUUGGACUGACUUUUGUUGAAGUCAUGUACUGAAACUGAAAGAUGUCCAUGUGUAAUUCUUGUUAGUUUUGGUAUGAGUAGACUCCUAGAUGGAAUAUUUGUUUAACCUUUCCUUCCACAGCUUUUUGUUGUUGCUAGUAAGUUUCCCGAAUGCUGAAAAAUUCCACACAGCUCAGGAAACCAGUAGCAUAUUCUUUGUACUUGGAUUAUUUGGACAUUGGUUACGAUAGGAAGUGCAUGCAGUGAUUGACUGGGUAUCGGAUUGUGGGUAGAUGUAGACGUAUGUCAUCGCCAUAAGCCCCUCACAGCGGCUAGCCAGCUCCAUGAUGCUCUCGUCCAUAGCCUCAAUCUGCUUCAGACAGCUUGGUGUCAUGCGCUCGUGUUUAGGGCCCAGUUGAGUGCAUAGUGUUUCCUUUUUGUUGGUGUACUAAAUCAACUUUAGGUGCGUGUGUUGAUGAUGUCAUUUAGAGUUAUAGAGAAAAGGGUAUAUUUUUGUUGGGAAAUGUCAGUACAGUGGUUGAGAAAACGAUUCAGUGAAGGUGAAAACUUACUGUUCACAAGUUCUGUACAGUUGUAUAUUUGUGUUGUGGUUGCUUUUGCUUUUAAUUGAAUAGUUUUUAGUGUUUCAGAAAACUCCCUUCCCAGAGGUGUAAUCAUUUUGUUUGAUUUCCUGCUAAUGCAUGCUAUCUACUUUUCAUCCAUCAUAUUUUUUUUUCUUUCACUUUGGAGCAGAAAUGUUUGAUACCAAUGGCAGCUUCUUUGAGAGAUGGUGGGUCACAUGACUCACAUCAUGUGACACAUCAGGUGGGCACAUGGCUCUGUGACAUGGCUCAUGUGACACCGACUGACUUCAGAGCAGCUGUAAAAAACAUUACGCUGGUAGGUUUUAGGUUUUUGUGUUUGAUUUUUCUCAUGUUUGACAGUUGCACAGUGCCUGCCCCCGUUAUCAAUGCUGUCCAUGCCCCCUUCAAAUCCACAACUGUUUUGCACUGGCCACGUGGCCAUUGUAACAGUUUAUUAACACCUUGUGGAAAUAUAUUUAUGGUUUAUUGCAAUGCAAUAAGAUGAAUUCCCCCCCCAACCAUAACUCUGACCCUCUCCACUACACCUGUCAUUAUUUUCAAUCAAAUUGUACGAUCUAGUGUAAUAUCUUCACUCAGAACCGGUAGCCUUCAAAGGAUGAUAAACUUUUCACCCACCAAUCCCUGAAACGUCUAAAAUACGAUCUUUUUCUUUCACUUUAAUGUUGUGGGUAUUAGGCUUUGUAGAUUGUGGUUAAUAUUGGUUGGCAGUAGAGUGCACAGUAAACUGCUUAUUUAUUUUGUUCAUCUAUGUAGACAUGACACUUUAAGAACACAAAAACAAUGACUUAUCUUUACCUUGUUCAAGAUGGAGUUUUAAGGCAGUAAUUUUUUUUAUUUUUUUUUAAUGUGAACUUUGGAUUUCUUUUUCCUGCGUUGAUGUGGUGUGGCGAGUUUUGCUGUUGAAGAAAGCAUGUCUUUAAAUGCCAUGUCAGUGACUUUUUUGUGUGUUUUUUUUCUCCACGUUUGGGGCUAGCUUUCAGUUUCAUUCUGGGCUCUUAGCAGGCUAGUCUUGUAGCCCAACUGGCUGAAACAGACAAUUCAAAUAUGAUCCAAGUUGCUCACAAAAAAAAUUAUCAGUGCUGGUUUGAAAGCUAGGAUCCCGGUUUAGGAUUGGGUACUUCUUCUUUUAACAAGCCAAUCAGGAACUUUGAUCACAUUAACGACAUGCGUAGGUUGCAGUUUUCUUUUCCAUCUGUUAGAGAGAUGCAAUGCACUCUGGUUUACAGUGACAUUGAAGUUUGUCGAUAGAUUUCUGAUAAAUUUGGCGUGUCAAGCUCUGGGAAAAUGUAAGGGUUAUAUGCUUAAUUAUCGAGGUUUCUUAAUUAGUACCGUGUGUAGAUAUUGUUACAUGUAUAUGGAUUGGAACUUAAUCACGUUGUCAUUUGUUUAAUAAAUUAAAAGUGACUGUUGUGAGUUGUUAUACAAGUUUGAAAUACGAUGGUGUAUACAUGUAUUACUUUUUUCCUUUUAAUUAUCACCUGUAAUUUGUAGGAUUUUUGUAAGUAUUGUUAAUAUUUAGGUGUUUGGGAUAUAUUAAUAUAAUAAUCACUUUGUAAAUUAUAUUUGUAGAUUCAGAUUGACUUUCCUUUUUGGGGGAAGAAAAACAAACGGGGACAUGAUCUUUGAAACUGUUGGACAGUUUGUGUGGUCAUUUGAUCCCCAAAACUUCUUCAGUUGAGAGAAUGAGGGCUAUUUUCUGCAUACCCAGGUUUUUAUGUGUUUCGAGAAUACAUGUAAAAUUGUAAAGUAUCGGGAACCAAAUUGAAGACAGUUGUGAAUAAAACAAAGCACACCUUUAUACACCACAGGUUGAUGCACACAAAGUUCCAUUUCUUGCUGGAGGAAAAAAGCUUGACUUUUUUUUAUUGAUGUACAAAAGUCAAACAGUACAUGUAUUCGACACUGCCGUGACCAUAUCAGAAAAUAAAGUACAUAUUUCAAGUGAUAUAAUUACAAGAUAAAUUAAAUACAAGUAUGUGCACUCUACAAAUAAUAAAAUGUUUGAUAAACAA
Molecule: messenger RNA, 6384 nt
Organism: Acanthaster planci (crown-of-thorns starfish)
Lineage: Eukaryota; Metazoa; Echinodermata; Asteroidea; Valvatida; Acanthasteridae
Product: serine/threonine-protein kinase 25-like
Biological process (GO): protein phosphorylation
Cellular component (GO): cytoplasm; Golgi apparatus
Molecular function (GO): protein serine/threonine kinase activity; ATP binding
Source: RefSeq, a predicted model, not a curated record